GACGCGCGUCCGCCGCGGGCCGUGUGUGCGGCGCGAUCUCCGAGGUGCUUUGCCUUCUGGACGGUCACCAUGUUGUGCCGGGCGGCGUGCAGCACGAGCAGGAAGCUGGUGCCAGCUCUGGGGUCUCUGGGGUCCCGGCAGAAGCACAGCCUCCCCGACUUGCAGUAUGAUUAUGGCGCUCUGGAGCCCUACAUCAACGCCCAGAUCAUGCAGCUGCACCACAGCAAGCACCACGCGGCCUAUGUGAACAACCUGAACGUCACCGAGGAGAAGUACCAGGAGGCGCUGGCCAAGGGGGACGUGACAGCUCAGAUUGCUCUGCAGCCUGCACUCAAGUUCAAUGGUGGAGGCCAUAUCAAUCAUACCAUUUUCUGGACAAACCUGAGCCCCAAUGGCGGGGGAGAACCCAAAGGGGAAUUGCUGGACGCCAUCAAACGUGACUUUGGUUCCUUCGACAAAUUUAAAGAGAAGUUGACUGCUGUAUCGGCUGGUGUCCAAGGCUCGGGUUGGGGUUGGCUUGGUUUCAAUAAGGACCAGGGACGCCUCCAGAUUGUUGCCUGUCCUAACCAGGAUCCCCUGCAGGGAACAACAGGUCUUAUUCCCCUGCUGGGGAUUGACGUGUGGGAGCACGCUUAUUACCUUCAGUAUAAAAAUGUCAGGCCUGAUUAUCUGAAAGCCAUUUGGAAUGUGAUCAACUGGGAGAAUGUAUCUGAGAGAUACAUGGCUUGCAAAAAGUAAAGCAUUAUCGUUACACCGAGUGCAUUAAGCAAUUUCCAACUAUUUUUGUAGUAGCUCGAAGUACCACAGUAUACCAGUAAGCUGCUCUAGGAUAGCAUUUCUGAAUGUGGCUUAUUCAGAUAUUUGAUAAACGUAAUGCUAUGAAUAAUUUCCUGUUUUACAAUUUUGUUAUUGGGCAACUGUUUGAAAAUAUUAAAUGCUUUGUAUGAUUCGGU
Messenger RNA from Equus caballus (horse), 953 nucleotides. It is a transcript of the gene SOD2, whose product is annotated as superoxide dismutase 2. Gene Ontology annotation, molecular function: superoxide dismutase activity; metal ion binding. NCBI's taxonomy places the organism in Eukaryota, Metazoa, Chordata, Mammalia, Perissodactyla, Equidae. Gene Ontology annotation, cellular component: mitochondrion. The record is from RefSeq and is marked provisional. Gene Ontology annotation, biological process: superoxide metabolic process.